This is a messenger RNA of Lotus japonicus, 1399 nucleotides long. RefSeq names its product GDSL esterase/lipase At5g03610-like. Gene Ontology annotation, molecular function: hydrolase activity, acting on ester bonds. NCBI's taxonomy places the organism in Eukaryota, Viridiplantae, Streptophyta, Magnoliopsida, Fabales, Fabaceae. Bases 89 to 1135 code for a protein of 348 amino acids. The transcript has 4 exons. The record is from RefSeq and is a predicted model, not a curated record.
UUUUCCCUUCCUUCAAUAUUCCGUCUUUUCAAUUUCAUUUCUCCUUUUAAACUUCGCUUUGAAAACACUACCUCUAGUUAUUCCACUAAUGAUGGACUCGCACAAGCUAGUGCAUCUCUCCCCCCUCCUCUGUCUUCUCCUAGUUCUACAUCUCUCAGGACAAGCAGAGUCUCUUCUUAAACAUGAUGAUGCUCCAACAAAAUUGUUCGUUUUUGGAGACUCCUAUGCUGACACAGGCAACAUCAGGAAAGGGUUGGCUAAUUCAUGGAAAGACCCUUACGGCGUCACCUUCCCCGGCAAGCCUGCCGGUCGAUUCUCCGACGGCAGAGUCCUCACCGAUUACAUUGCAAAGUAUUUGAAGGUGAAAUCACCAGUCCCUUACAGAUUGAGGAAACUGAUGCCGCAACAUCUGAAAUAUGGAAUGAACUUUGCAUUCGGUGGAAGUGGUGUCUUUGAUACGUCAGUUCCAGCUCCAAACAUGACAACCCAGAUUGAUUUGUUGCAACAAGUCAUCAGUUACAAAGUCUACACCGCCUCAGAUCUCGCCAACUCGGUGGCAUUCCUUUCUGUCGCUGGAAAUGACUAUAGUCAAUACUUGGCCAUCAAUGGCUCUGUUCAGGGUUUACCAUCAUUCGUGGCCCAAGUGAUUAACCAGACAACAACCAACAUGAUCCGCAUCCAACGGCUGGGAGUGAAGAAAGUAGUCGUGGGCAGCCUCCAACCCGUUGGAUGCCUCCCUCAGAUGACAGCCCAAUCCUCCUUCCAACACUGCAACGACACCUCCAACAACCUUGUACUCCUCCACAACACCCUCUUGAACCAAGCCGUGACCGUACUGAACCACAACAACACUUCGAGCUUCGUGGUUCUUAACAUAUACGAGAGCUUCUUGUCGGUGCUGAACCACCCAACCACACACAACAUUCAGAGCCAGUUGAAACCCUGCUGUGUUGGUGUGAGUAGUGAGUACUCGUGUGGGAGCGUGGAUCAGAACAAUGUGAAGAAGUAUCAGGUUUGUGAUGAGCCCAAGUCAUCGUUUUUUUGGGAUAUGGUGCACCCUACGGAGGCUGGGUGGCGAGCAGUUUAUAACAAGUUGAGAACCAUGAAUGCUCUUCAACAGAUCCAUGUUUACUAGCUUGGAGGUCAAGAAGCUAUAGUCCUUGUUUGCUGCUAUAUGUGUUGCUUUUUGGCUUGUUAAUCAGUUGUCAUUGUCAAAGCUAAGAUUGACUUAAUAAUUGUUCUUUUUGUUUUGUGUUAAAUAAUUCAUGCACGCCCCCUUUGUUUUGUUGUUGUUAAAUUAGUUGCUAACUUUUGUUUGUAAUCAUUCAUCAAACUCCUUUUCGGAAUGUGUAUAGAAAUUGAUAAUUUAUGAUUGAGCAACUCUUUGAAUGGGGGAUUA